Molecule: messenger RNA, 2272 nt
Organism: Pungitius pungitius (ninespine stickleback)
Lineage: Eukaryota; Metazoa; Chordata; Actinopteri; Perciformes; Gasterosteidae
Product: rho guanine nucleotide exchange factor 7
Exons: 11
Coding region: 729-1910 (393 amino acids)
Biological process (GO): lamellipodium assembly
Cellular component (GO): cytoplasm; lamellipodium
Molecular function (GO): guanyl-nucleotide exchange factor activity
Source: RefSeq, a predicted model, not a curated record
AGGAAGAUCAGCACAGGGCAACAGUUGUUGCUGCUUAUUGUUGUGACUGCAGCACUUGACAUCUGCAUUUCGUGACUCACAAUUAUUUCACCUGUCUAUGAAUAUUCAUGGUUUCAUGUUCCCAUCUUUCCCAACAGGAUCUUUGCUUCAUCUUGAUGCACGUCAACAAAGAGGCUGGCAGCAUCGGAGCUUUACUUAUCAACAUGACGACUUUGGGUGGACGGAGCGGCUGCUUUUUUUACAUCUGCAAAGAGCAAGAUUUAAUAAGCAGUAGAACUAGUUUGUCAUGCUAUAGCGUCAUCAAGUUCCUAUUCUGCGUUCAGACCGUCAAUAGAACAAAAUCUGAGGAAACGGUUAGUUUCUCUGCUGACAGCCAACUGACAGGAAGGAACAACUACAAAGCUGUCACCCAACAUUUUUUUUUUACCACCUUUAUCUUCAAUAUCUUCAACAGCGUUAAAAGCUUUUGUCCUUGUAGCUUUGUUUAAUUAUAAACUACAUGCUGGCAAAAAGGGGGAACUAGAGCUUAGCAACAACACCCCCUCCCUUCUCUUCUUUAGCACAAUAUCCUCUUUUGGACCCAACCAGCCCCCGUUUUUCUUCCAUCUCUUUGGUUUAAGUGUGGCGCGCGCACACACACACAGCAGGGAUGAUUGUCUGGGCAGAUGGUGCUCAGUUUGUGGACUAGAAGCUGAGACGGAAGGAGAGAGACACACUCCUUGUCCAACAUGGGAUGCUGCAGUGUGACCCAGAGGCAUACUGGGGUGGACGAGGUGGGCCCUGAUGAGAUCGAGCUCCUGGAACUCUCUGGAGACAAUUUAGGGGUGUGGAGUCUGGGAGAGACCAGACUUCAGCUGUCAGUGAGAACCAGCAGAGAUGAGCCUCCCCCGCCACCGCCGCGUUACCCUUCAGUACGUCACCUGGAACAACAGGUGGUACUGUGGGGCAGAAGCAGAGACGAGUUACACCACAAGAUUUACUCCCAUCAGCCAAUCAGGGAGUGGGAGGGUCAACCUGCCCACAUGUAUGGCGAGAUCAUCCACUCCUCCCUGGUGUCUGACUACAACACCUACACACAGGAAACCAGGGAACACUUCCUGGUGUUAUUCUAUUUCCACCUCUUGAUCCUUUCACUGGACCACACUCGACAAGACUUCGUUUAUGAGGGUAUCCUUCCCCUUUCUGGACUUUCCUUGGAAGCCGUCUCCAUGGACCCUAAAACGUCACAUUCACCGCACAUGUUCAAGAUCAGCGGUCCAAUGAUGGACUCCAAAGUCUUCAUAUGCUCCAAUUCUGUAGAGCUACAGAAAUGGAUGCAACACAUAGAAGACAGGAGAUACAAGUCAAUAGCACAACCCAUGAGUCCCUCCCACUGCGCUCUCUCCUAUCUUUUACCCUGUGAUGAGCACUGGAAAAGAGAAGAACUGAAUAAGUACUUACUACAAGCUCCCAUUUGGCAGUGGGAGGGCUCGGCGAUACAGCACAUGGGUCAGCCGGGAUACAUAUCUAUCGUACAUAUCACCAAGACACAAAGACAGGGACCCCAAGAAAGAUUGAUGGUUCUCUUCCCUCAAGACAUCCUGCUGCUGACAGUUGACAACAAGCGCCUAAAUAUAAGAUAUGAGGGCAGGUUGCCCCGAUACAGCAUUAAAGCAGUUGAGAAGUCCGCCUCGCCUGGACGCCUGGAGUUUGAGCUCAUAGGUGAGCUGGUGGAGCCCCUGCAGGUCUCCUGUACCUGUGUGGAGGAUUAUCGUAAUUGGAUGUUUCAAUUACAACAGCCAGACAGAAACAGUCAUGUUGCUGUGAGUCACACUGCACCUCCGAUCAUGCCAAAGCUGCAGAGGAGCAGGAAGGAGACCCAGGAACCGACGAGACCUGCCAACCAAUGCGGCAUCAACGGCCGCAGCUGACUCAUCCGAAUGUGGAAAAGCUAGGCUUUUAUUAUGAAUCUGCAAUAACAUGUAGACGGUGUGUACAUAGGACUGUUGUGUAUGACGGGGCCACAAAAAUGAAGAAAAAAAAAAUAACGGAAGCAGUUUGGCAUCGUUGAAAUGUUGACGCACACUAUUGAAAUGUAUGGUUUUGUUGCACUGAGGAACUAAAAAGACACUUUUAGUUCCCUUCCACGGAGGAGUCAAACAUCAAGGUUGUGGCCAGAGCACAGCUAAAAAUGUAGUCUGUAGAGGGUUACUUAGUGAAGAAAAUAGUACUAAAGCAACUGUACAUAUUUAGCUGUCAUGUCUUUAUGAAAUACACAAUGUCCAUUUCCACA